CACUCUGACAGCUCUCAAUAUACUGGGUUUGUUACUGAACAAGGAUCCUACCAAUUCCGCGCUCUGCCCUUUGGUCUGAAAACGGCCACAGCUGCCUUCCAGAAGUUCUCACAGGGCAUCCUCGCAGGUAUGAACAACGUCUUAGUCUACGUCGAUGAUCUCUUAAUCUUUUCCAUGGGUAAUCCUCGUUCACACCUACAGCAGGUGCGUCUCCUACUGGAGCGCCUCCGCCACCACCAGGUCUUCGUUAAACGGAGCAAGUGUGUGUUUCUUCAGACGCAGAUCAGUUUUCUCGGAUAUACUUUGAAUGCGCAUGGGAUUGCACCCGAGGCUAGCAAAGUUGCUGCCAUCGAAGAUUUUCCGCCUCCUGCAUCUGUGAAACAACUUCGCCAAUUUUUAGGCCUCGCCAAUUUUUAUCGGCGUUUCAUCAAGAAUUUUGCCAACUAUGCUGCACCUCUCUCAGAUCUGCUGAAAACCAGUCAACGUCGCUUCGUGUGGACUCGGUCUGCUGAGACUGCUUUUGCCGCGCUCAAGACAGCUCUUACGCAGGCUCCAGUCUUGGCUCACUUCCGUUCUGAUCGGCUGACCAUCCUGUACACAGACGCUAGCGACCUGGCCAUUGGAGCCGCGCUUCAUCAGAUCGAUGAAAACAACGAGGAACAUCCCGUUGCAUUUUAUGGCAAGAAACUCUCCUCCGCCGAACGCAAUUACUCCACCUAUGAGCGUGAGCUUCUUGCUCUCAAGGAAAGUCUCCGUCAUUUUUCCUACUACUUGAUUGGUCGUCGCUUUCGUGUAUGUACCGAUCACCACAGCUUGAUCAGAUUGAACACCCAGUCUGAACUCUCUCCCCGCCUGGCUCGUUGGUUGUCUACCUUCCUUCAGUACGACAUGGAGAUCCACCACAUCCCUGGCGAAACUAACGUCGUUGCUGAUGCCCUCAGUCGGAUCUCAGGCGACUCGCCUGCUCCAUCGUUCGCUCCCCAAUCACCCGCUGAUCUGACUCAGGCUCAUGAUCGCGCUAUGCGCGCUGAAGACAUUGCUCGGGAUCUUCUUGUUGACGGCGAAUUGCUCGGCCAACCGGGUUGUCGUCAUUUUGAAUUUUCGGAUGACUUGCUCUACUAUGUUGAUUCUACCGGCAGGACGAGGAUCUGUGUUCCUACCGCUAUCCGCGCGGCUGUACUACGCCUUGCACACGAUGAUGCCGGACAUGUUGGUUCUGACAAGACCUACCUCUCACUUGUUGCCAAAGUCUACUGGAAUAACAUGAAGCGUGAUGUCGAAAAUUACGUGCAUUCCUGCCUCAUUUGCCAGGCUGCGAAGAACUACAAACAGAAACCCAUCGGUUUGCCCAAGAGUCAUGACGUUCCUGCUGACAAAUUUGACGUCAUCUCCGUCGAUCUCCUCAGCGGACUUCCGACUACCUCCCAAGGUCAUGAUUCUCUCUUCGUCAUGUUGGACUCGUUCUCGCAACAUGUCACGCUGGCUCCAACUCACAAGUCUGCUACGACCCAGGAACUUGUGGAUUUAUUUCUCCAAUACUUCUAUCGCACUCGUGGUCUUCCUGCUGCAAUCCUUUCGGAUAAUGGGCCAAAUGUCUCCUCGCAUUUUUGGGAUACAGUAUUUCAGACGCUAGGUGUUCAGGUACGCCACUCUUCCAAGUACUAUCCCCAGGCCAAUGGUCGCGUUGAACGGAUCAAUGCCACCAUUCUGGAUAUGCUCCGCACUAAACUCGCUCAGGGUUCAUCUGAAUGGACAGUCCAUCUUCCAUUCAUUGAGUUUGCCCUCAAUCAUGCCCCCCGUCGUGAAACAGGGUUAUCUGCCUUUCAAGUGGAAUACGGCAAGAAUCCGCGCUCAGUUAUGGAUUUG
Molecule: messenger RNA, 1866 nt
Organism: Guillardia theta CCMP2712
Lineage: Eukaryota; Cryptophyceae; Pyrenomonadales; Geminigeraceae
Exons: 2
Biological process (GO): DNA integration
Molecular function (GO): nucleic acid binding
Source: RefSeq, a predicted model, not a curated record